Fusarium tjaetaba is the source of this 1071-nucleotide messenger RNA. RefSeq names its product mitochondrial import receptor subunit TOM40. Bases 1 to 1071 code for a protein of 356 amino acids. Gene Ontology annotation, biological process: protein import into mitochondrial matrix. Gene Ontology annotation, molecular function: transmembrane protein transporter activity. Gene Ontology annotation, cellular component: mitochondrial outer membrane translocase complex; mitochondrial outer membrane. The record is from RefSeq and is a predicted model, not a curated record. Lineage: Eukaryota; Fungi; Ascomycota; Sordariomycetes; Hypocreales; Nectriaceae. The transcript has 3 exons.
AUGGCCUCCGCAGCCGCAUUGGAUCCCGUUAAGACGGCACUGCUUUCCAAUCCCAUCGCUAGCGUUUUAGGAGAUGCCCUCAACUCAUUCAAUGAGCGAAGGGCCAAAUUAGGCCUCUCCAACCCAGGAACUAUCGAGAGUCUGGCCAAGGAGGUUCAGCGCGAUGUAUUCCUCAACAAUUAUAUGUUCACCGGAAUGCGUGCCGAUCUCACCAAGAUCUUCAGCAUGGCCCCUCUCUUCCAGGUUUCCCACCAAUUCGCCAUGGGAGAGCGCAUUAACCCCUACACAUUUGCUGCGAUGUACGGAACAGGCAAGGUCUUCUGCCAAGGCAAUAUGGAUAACGAGGGUUCUCUCUCCGGUCGAUUCAACUGGAGAUGGUCCGACAAAUUUGUUUCCAAGUCUCAGCUCUCCAUUUCUCCUGGUGGUCAGGAUAUGGCGCAGUUCGAGCACGAGUAUACUGGCAACGAUUUCAGCGCAUCCCUGAAGAUGCUGAACCCUUCUUACCUUGAGGGUGGUGUGACUGGCAUCUAUAUUGGAAGCUACCUCCAGUCUGUUACUCCUAAGCUUGCCCUGGGUCUUGAAACUCUCUGGCAGCGACCUGCUCUCGCCCAAGGCCCCGAGUGCGCUGUCUCCUAUGCUGCCCGGUACAAGUCCGCAGACUGGAUCGCUACCGCUCAGCUCCAAGCUGCUAUGGGCACCCUCAGCACCUCUUACUGGCGACGACUCUCGGACAAGGUUCAGGCCGGUGUUGAUUUGAGCCUCGGUCUCGUUCCCUCUGCCGGCGGCCUCAUGGGCGGUGGCCUUCAGAAGGAGGGCGUCACCACCAUUGGUGCCAAGUAUGAUUUCCGCAUGUCUACGUUCCGAGCUCAGGUGGACUCCAAGGGCAAGCUUAGCUGCGUUCUGGAAAAGCGUGUCGCACCGCCCGUGAUGAUGACAUUUGCUGCUGAUAUUGAUCACUUCACGCAUCAAGCUAAGAUUGGGUUGGGUGUCUCCAUUGAGGCAGCCCCUGAGGAGCUCCAAGAACAACAGGAGUCUCUUGGCUCCCAGCCUCCCCCUAACAUUCCCUUUUAA